Molecule: messenger RNA, 8091 nt
Organism: Ruditapes philippinarum (Manila clam)
Lineage: Eukaryota; Metazoa; Mollusca; Bivalvia; Venerida; Veneridae
Exons: 15
Coding region: 80-6238 (2052 amino acids)
Source: RefSeq, a predicted model, not a curated record
GGUAGGCGAGUUUUUAAAAGAUCCCGCCAUUAAACUAUGCAUCGAAUGGUUUUCUAAUUUCAAGCCAUUCCCAUUCAAGAUGGUGAGGGUAAAUUCUCCAGGUGUAUGCACUGCUGUGAAGUCAAAGACUAGACAUGUGCGAAGAUCCCUCAGUGCUGCAAGCCUAGAUGUUCGUGGUUCGGUUGUUAUGGAGAAGGUUUGGAUGUUUGAGGGUAUAACAGAGGGUAUAUCUACAGAGCAACUGUCAGAGGAAGAUACUGGAAAAGAUGACUGGUGCCCAAAACACAACUGGUUCCUGUCCACCAAUCUACUUGCAGCUCAGCAGUGUGCUAAGUGCUUGAAAAGGAUUUUACCAAAGAGGGCAUCAUACAAAUGUACAGCCUGUAAGAGACUGUGUCAUUUAAAGUGUGCUGUAGACAAUACAAGCAGUAAACAGGCAAAACAGAAUGCUGACAGGGGGCUGACACUGAGAGAGACCAGAUCUAAAACUACCAUGGACUUUAGAAACUUUGUACCUAAAGAAAACCCACAAUCAUGUAGAUACACAAGAAAGACAUCAAACAGAAGACAUCGCUCACCAUACUCACAAAAAGAGGUAAAUAAUAAUGAGAUAGAAGAACCAGAAAUAGAGCAAGUACCUGAUAUAGUUACAGAUCAGACAGAUUCUAUACAAUCAAGGCAACAGCAGAUACCAGAUUUUUCCCUGUUAUCAGAACUACACAACACAAGUAAACAGUCUCAGGCUAGACAGAAACUGACCAGCAUGAAACAUUGCUUUGUUAAAAGAUGUAGGUCUUUAAAGAAGAAAGUGAAGAACCUCAAAGACAAAAAAGUUAACCCGGCUGAAAGCAUGGAAAACAAUUCGGAUGAACAGUUACCAGCGAGGCAAGAAUCCUCGACUACAACAAGCUCCACUCAGAACUCGGAGGAGCAAGUAGAACAGGAGAGACAAGCAUGGGUACGCAGUCCUAUCAGGACACGACUCCGAGACCGCCAGGCUGAGUUGCGGAGAGAAUCUUUUAGAGCUAAAGCAGCAGCUAGGAGGAACUAUGCUAAUGGAGACAAUGCAUCUAUCAAGAAAAGGGUAGCCACUGCUGCUCAGACGAGAAACAGUAGGCGGCACCGUUUUCAGGUAUAUGACGUUGACCUUAUGACAUUAAAUGAUCGAUUACUGGAGGUCGAGAAAAGAGUAGGAGAACUAGAAACAGCUAUACCCCAGGAGCUGGAAGAAUGGCAUAGACUUAAACAGAAGUUCCGAGGAGAAAGUUAUACUGAAGCCAACAGAAGAAGAAAAACUGAAAAGAAACUUGAAGAACAAAUUAUUCACGAAACACAUCCUAAGCAUAUAGAGGCAAUGGGUGGUAUGCCAUCACUGAGUUCUGGCACUACAUCUGAUGAGGUCUAUGUUGUCCCUGAUCAUCAAGAAUCGAGCAGUCAAGAUGAGCCGGAGCAAAUCAUGUCAGAUGUUGGCCACAUGAGAUAUGAUGGAGAUAACAUGCAACAUGAUGAUGGUGAAUUAAGACAUGAUACAGAUAAUAUGAGAUAUGACAGGGAUUAUAUGGGACAUGCUGAGGAUAUGAGAUAUGAAAGUGGCUAUACAAGACAUGAUGAAGGUCAAACGAGAUAUAAUGAAGGUUACACAAGACAUGAUGAAGGUCAAGCAAGAUAUGAUGAAGAUUACACAAGACAUGAUGAAGGUCAAAUGAGAUAUGAUGAAGGUUACACAAGGCAAAAUGAGGAACACAUGUUCCACAGCCCUAUCAACAGUCUGAAUGAAGAGUCAUUACCAUCAGGAAUACCCAGUAAACUUAAACUGAAGUUAGGCAAGGACACACCAGGACAGCUUCAGACAAGUACACCAGUGACUGAACGUGAAUUGUCGUUCCUGUCAGCCACAAGGCAGUAUAGAGAUACCCACCAGAUACAUCAUACGAAUGUUACACAUAUAAAUAUAGAACAUUCUUACAGUGAUCCUAGUAUACGUGGUAAAACAGAGCUCAAGUUAGAGAGGAGUGUCAGCUUUGAAAAGAAACCUAGUAAAAAUGUUUUGUCACCAGAACAAGAAGCUGUGAAAAGUUUUCUACAGAAAAGAAGGAAAUCGAGUCCAAGAAACAGCAUUGAAAAAAAUCAUACAAGUCCAGGAACACGUAAAAGCAGAAGUCCAAGAAGAAUGUUUCCUAAAAGAUAUUCUAGUCCUUGUAAUAGAAGUGGCUCACGUUCAAGAUCAAGCUCUCCAUUGCAGAGAACAAAUCAAUCUAGCAUCUAUAACUCACCCCCAAUAGCUUCAUCCACAUUUCAGGAAGAAAACUAUGGUUAUAGUAGCAUAAGCCAAGCUGAAUUAUCACCCUAUUCAUUUACAUUUAGACAUGAUCGGGGGGACAACAGUCAGUAUUCAUUUGCAAAGAUUGAAGAAAAUUCUAAAAUGGAAGAUCCGAAACAUAAUGGGGAGAAGAAUACUUCCUCUGCUUCAAAUUUUUCGUACACAUUUCGUAAUGAUAGUCAGAUGAUACAGACAAAUGCAGAGGAAGAUUUACCAGGAUAUACUCGGAACUGCCCAAUCAACCGGCAACACGAGGGUAAUGAUAUGAAUGACGGGGCUAGCAGUGACAAUUAUCCACAGGCUACUGAAAUGAUGAUGGUUGAGGCAGAUGUGGAAGUGAAUGUUCCAAGAACUCAUGUCACAUUUGCUAAACAGGAUAGCAUAUCUACACAAGUAACUACUACAACAACAACAGAUGAUGUAUUGUCCUUGACAAAUGUCACUGCUGUUACAGGAGACUUUGCUAAUAGUUUUGCAGAUACAGUUGAAAGUUCUAACAGAAGUAGAUGGAUAAAUAAAGAUGUUUAUAUGUUUGAAAGAGAUGAGAGAGGUAAUCCAAUCAAGUCAAAAUACACUCGAUCUCAUGAGAAAAUUGAUGGUACAGGUGAUUGGAGAAAACCACCCAUUCCAAGCAAAGAGUUUUCUUCAACAUCAGAAAGAGACUUCAUAAAGGAAGCAGAGAAACGCCUACAGUUUUACAAAACAAGGAAAAGCGGUGAUGAGAUCACUGCAGGGGUGUGUCUGGAAAAGUUGCCACGCCCCUCUGUUUUAAACACCUUCGAAACCGAUUAUGAAAAUGAAGUUAUAGAACACGUGAUGUCAGCUUAUUCCCAUAAACAGUCUGCAGAACAACUUACAGCAAAUCCUGCCUAUGCAAGCCCAAAACACAAAAGCCCUGCCAGAGGAAGACAAAAUUCUGAAAGUAGGAGCCCUAGUCCUAAAAUAAAUACUAGUCCAAAGAGGAGUCCAGUUACAUCAUCAAAGACUUCUUUAUUGAAACAAAGAAGUCCAAAAAGAAGCCCAAGUCCAAAAAGAAGGAGCCCAAGUCCAAAAAGAAGUCCAAGUCCAAAAAGGAGUCCAAGUCCAAAAAGAAGGAGCCAAAGUCCAAAAAGGAGUUCAAGUCCAAAAAGAAGUCCAAGGUUACAAAGAUCUCCUGCCAUACACAGAAGCCCUAGUCCACAGAGGAGAAACAAAAGUCCUCCAUCCAAAACCUCAAGUCCUAAAGGAAAAACCAUCUCAGAUAGAGAUAAUUCAAAUAAUGAUUCAGGUCAAAGAGAAUUAGAGCAAAAUCAUUAUAGUGCCCACCAACAUCCCAAAGUCGACUCUACUUCUGAAUUUGAAGAUUUUGAAAGGCAGUUACAGGAAGAAUCACUUCGUCAUCAUAGAAGAAGUAAAUCUUUAACUAAUCUACACAAAUAUCAGUACCCAAUGUUAAAUGGUAACAGGUUGGGAGAAACAUCUGUAAGCUGUACAAACAGUAUAGAUGGGGAGACAAGAUCCAUUAUUAACGAAAGUGCCAGGUACCAUUUUCUUCAUGAUAAAGGUAUGAUUAAGAUCAGCUCACCAAGUCUGAAAUUGAUGACUGGUAGUCCAGCAAGCAGAAGAAAAUACGAGCCUGAGUAUAAUAACAUUGAUGAAGAAAGUUCAGAUAUGGUGGUAAGUGGAAGUGAAAGUGCAUUAAGUGGUGUGUAUGUAGACAAUAACUUUCAUCUUCAAGGUAAAACAUCAUCUGACAUGGACUCGAAGCAAACAGUGAGUGAAAUAACAGGCACAGAAACAUUGUCAGAUUGUAGCAAUAAAUCUGGAAUCAUAGAGAGGCAGAAGAGACAAGAACAGGAAUUGUUUGAACAAUGUCUGAAAACAUGUGACGAGAACCAUGAGGUCUGGGACAAUGUUCUUGAUUGGAUGAAUAAGGAAUGUGAUGUCAAUGAAGGUGAGGAUUUAGAACAUGAACUUGAUAUGUUGAUGCAAGAGGAAGGUAGAGAAGUGUAUGAUACUGACCAAGAGCAGGGAACCAAGCCAAACUCUGUUAGCCCAAUGGAUGACUCUGUUUACUACAGUUUUCAAGGUCAGUCUGAAGAACUUAGAGGAGCUAUUGCAUGUUUGCGAAGCCCGGUCCAGAAGAGGAGGUACAACAAACAAGAUAUGCCAGGGUUAAUGUACGUAAUUUGUAAUGGAUCUUUACAAGAUAUUGCUGACUAUUUGAAUUCUGAUAAGACAAUAUCAGAAGGAGAGAUAAAAGAAGCUCUGUCAUUGGCUAUAGAAGAACAGAACUAUGAUGUUACAUUGUUACUAUUGGAAGAUGUUUGUAAGAUUAUUCAUGGUGCUGAAGGUGAUUUAUGUGUUGAUGUUUUCCCAGCUUAUCUUGAGCAGGACAGAUGGCAGCCAGUGUUUGUUAUACUUACUAAACAAAACAUACAGGGAGAGUGGGACUCGUUCAUGGGUUUUCCUGUGUACAGGAGGCGUUAUGAUUUGGUCAGCAAUGAGGCAACAUUAGUGGUAAAUAGUGACUAUGUACGUUCACACCCUCUUACAUUAGAUAACUUUAAAUCAAUCAGGAAAGCCCUCAGUUCAGUAAAUCUUCAAAAAUACCAUAGUAAAAUAACUGUUAUAAAUGCAUGUCCAUGUAGAUCAAAGAAAGGUGGGAAAGUUCUCGAGAAAGGACUGUGUAUUGUAGUUCAUUGUUUAAUAAAGGGUUUUAUACCGUUUAAUGAAAGUCCCUUUCCAAAAGAGAUUGGUGGAUUACCUGUAGAUAUACGUGAAGGAUAUUUCCGACUAGGAGUUGCGACACCAGCUGGAGUAUCAGACCUACAUCAACAAUUAUGGGAACUUGGGGUAGAUAAGAGAACUUAUUCUAGGAGUCAAUCCUCGGCUAGUUCUCGGGGCUCUGUUUGUGAAAGUGGUAGCGAGAGUAAAAGUGAUAUAAACAAUAACAGUUGUGUGUCCGGUUCUACUAGUAAAGCAUCCUCAACCUCACAGAAAUCUGUAAACAGAACUAAAAGAAGCCCAAGAGCUGUAGCUAAAAAGUUUGACCGUAAAGAUUUAAAUGAAGAUGUUGAUGAUAGUGAAACAAGGCAAAAUGAAAUAUUGACAGAUAAUAUAAUUGAUCAGAUAGAAAACACCCAUCAUUCAUCAGUGAAGCAGGACAUACAUAUGGGUACCAGUGUAUGUUUACAGUCAGGGACUGAAGCUGGAACUGUAGGUGGUUUCCUGCUAUUACCUGAUGGUGACAUAGGUUUCCUUACCUGUGCUCACACCUUUACUGAUGCAAAUAUUGGUGAUGAUGUUUAUCAGCAAAGUAGUGUAAUAGGACAAGAAAACAAUUCAGCUUCGAGCAGAACUGUAUGUGGAAAAGUGUAUGAGAAAGUCUAUCAGCCAGGUUCAUGUGAAAGUGUUGGUUGUGAUGUAGCUGUUGUCAAGGUUACAUGUCAAGGUCCAGUUGAUAGUGAAUUUGUUCAUAUAACACAAGAACAACUUCAAGAAGCAGGUAUUGAUUCACAAAAAUCAUUCAACUUUGCAAGUGGUAAGAUACAGAAAUUAUCAGACAUCAGCCAAGAAGAACUUGUCUGUAGUAUUGUCAAAGUUGGUGCAACAACAGGACUUACCUGCGGCAAGUUAUACGUUGACGGUGUAUAUGUCAAGGACUUUGAGGGUUGCUAUGGUAACAGCAUCAUGGAGUUUUAUAAUCAGUUUGAGGUAUCAUCAACAUCAGAGACAAAACUAAAAUUCUUUGACCUCGGAGAUUCAGGGUGUCUGGUGUUUCUGUCUCGGGAAGGUCAUGACCUUAUAUGUAUAGGUGUAGCUGUAGGCUGUACAAGUUAUGGUUCCUGUGUCGUCACACCAAUUGAUACAGCUUUGGAUGCUCUCAGCUUCCAAGCACAGUUUAUAGACUUCACACAGUCUCAGUCAAAUUUUUAAAACCAGGUUCAAAAAUCAAUUUUUCAAACGUAGGCACAAAGAUUUGUUGUACUUUUGAAACAGAUUUACUUAUUUUGUAUUUUAAUACACUAUAAAUAGAGUACUUUAUUUAUAGUACAUGUAUAUUGUAUGGAUGAAAUUAAAGGAACCACACACCUUCUGCCUGCGUUACUAUAUAAGUAGUGCUUUUGCUUAAUAUAUAAAAGGUUAAAAAGAAAGAUGAAAUUAGCUUUAAAGUAAAAAAAGAUACAUAUGCUUAUGCUUGGUACUUUUUGUGAAUAAGUUACUAAUAUAGCAUGUUAAAUUUGUUCAGAAUUUUUACUCAAUGAAAUAGAUUCCAAUUUUUCAGAGUUCUAUUUUUAAAGGGAAAAAAUAUGUGUAUAUAUUGUUUGUUUAAUCAUGAUUUUUAAAUACCAUUUUAUCUAUAGCUCUUGUUGUGUUUCAACUCUAGUUCAUUUUUUGAAAUUAUGUAUAAAUAGUUGCCACAUUAAAGGCCCAUUAUGCCUCAGAAAUGCUUUUAUUUUUAUUUCUCAAAAGCUUUAAUUUUGGUUUACUUUUAUAGUAUCCAAAAAUUUACUCAUUAGCCAAUAACCUGAACCAUCUUUUUGAUCUGUUGCUUUUUGGUAAUAUAUAGCGAAUAAGUUUUUUGUAUGAAAGUUAUAAUACUACUUUGUUUACAUUUUGCCACUUUUAUGACAAGUUAUUUCACAUUUAUUGCUACUUUUUUAUAGGGUAACAAACAUCCUUAUUUUCUUAUACUAUAAAAUUCAUGUUUGUAUUUGUUUCUGAGGCAAUAAACAUGCCUUUAAUUUACACUGUUUUAUUUUUCAUACAUAAAAAUGCUUGGAUCUUGUAGAAAUUAGUUAGAAGUUAGUGUUAAAGAUGUUUCCUCGUCCAAGAAUAGCACUGUAUAUAGUCAUUCAUUAUUAAAGCCCUUGAAGUUGAUAAAUUCAUAUAUGAGCUGCGUCAUGACAAAACCAACAUAAUGGGUUUGCGACCAGCAUGGAUCCAGACCAGCCUGCGCAUCAGCGCAGUCUGAUCAGGGUCCAUGCUGUUUGCUUACAAACCUUAUAACAAGUAGAGAAACUGAUAGCGAACAGCAUGGAUCCUGAUCAGAUUGCACGGAUGUGCAGGCUGGUCUGAAUCCAUGCUGGUCGCAAACCCAUUAUGUUGGUUUUGUCGUGACGUGGCUCAUAUGAUCUUUUGAUUAAAGACAACACAAAAUCACAAUGGCCAUCAGUCACUGGCUUAACCUGCUGAAUUUGUGGAAUAGAUUUGGACAAGAUUAUUCACAUUUUAAAGGGAUUUCGAUCUUUAAAAUACAAAAAGAAAUGAGCUGUAUUAUAGUCGGCCUGAUCAGACUUCUCAGAUUUGCAGGUUGACCUGGCUUGUACUCUGGUGGAAAUUGUUAAACUCAUUCUGUUCCAGCAUGGUAAUUUAUGGUUAAUUUGAGCCGCGUCACGACAAAACCAACAUAGUGCGUUUGGGACCAGCAUGGAUCCAGACCAGCCUGCGCAUCCGUGCAGUUUGAUCAGGAUCCAUGCUGUUUGCUUACAAACCCUAUUACAAGUAGAGAAACUGAUAGCGAACAGCAUGGAUCCUGAUCAGACUGCGCUGAUGCGCAGGCUGGUCUGGAUCCAUGCUGGUCACAAACUCAUUAUGUUGGUUUUGUCAUGACGCAGCUCAUUUAAUGAUACUUGUAGAAAUAAUAAUGGUUGUGUUUAGAUUAUAAGUUAUAAAGAUUUUUGACAGGUUAUACAGUGCUAUAUAAAUGGUUGUUUGUAAAUAUAACCUGAGCUGCCAGUCCAGGAUUAUUAUGCAAAUAACCGUUUAUAUGCCGCCAUAUCAUGUGU